Molecule: messenger RNA, 507 nt
Organism: Sycon ciliatum
Lineage: Eukaryota; Metazoa; Porifera; Calcarea; Leucosolenida; Sycettidae
Exons: 1
Coding region: 1-507 (168 amino acids)
Biological process (GO): DNA integration
Molecular function (GO): nucleic acid binding
Source: RefSeq, a predicted model, not a curated record
AUGGGUGUCCGUGUGCGUACCGGUGCUGUUCGUCACCCUCAAUCGCAGGGCUCUGCUGAGCGUGCCAAUCGUACUCUGCUCGGCCUCAUCCGGAAAGUCCUCGAUGGCUCUUCGGACUGGAGGGGUGAAUUGGAUAUGCUCCUGUUUUUCUAUCGCAAUCGACCUCACAGUGCCACUUGCCUGUCGCCGAUGGAAACCAUAGUGGGCUGGAAACCCCCUCACUUCAUUAUUGCGGACACCGCCGAAGCGUGCAGCCUCAGUGACUGGGCCACGAAACAUGCUAAGCGGUCUGCUCGGAUUCGUGAUCUGAUCGAUGCUGAGCUCUCGGCGAGCGACUUCGUCGAGGAAGAGUCACACUGUCCCUAUACUGUUGGUGAUCACAUGAUGUUGCAGCGUCCAGAUCGCCAUCAGAAGCGCCUUGCACCCUAUGAGCGUGGCUGGACAGUGAAAGCAAUCGUAAGUCCAACGACUGUGGUGAUUGAAAAGCCAAGUCCGGACAACCGCUGA